AUGCAGCUCAACCUUCUGCUCAAUGAGCCCGACCAGCCACCGUUUGAGGCGCAGAGCUCUAACUUCACGUCAGACCACAACCACCUUUGCUCCCGUCGCCACCACCCCAGGUCCCGCAGUCAUCUCAACCUUCUGCUCAAUGAGCCCGACCAGCCACCGUUUGAGGCGCAGAGCUCUAACUUCACGUCAGACCACAACCACCUUUGCUCCCGUCGCCACCACCCCAGGUCCCGCAGUCAUCUCAACCUUCUGCUCAAUGAGCCCGACCAGCCACCGUUUGAGGCGCAGAGCUCUAACUUCACGUCAGACCACAACCACCUUUGCUCCCAUCGCCACCACCCCAGGUCCUGCAGUCAUCUCAACCUUCUGCUCAAUGAGCCCGACCAGCCACCGUUUAAGGCGCAGAGCUCUAACUUCACGUCAGACCACAACCACCUUUGCUCCCAUCGCCACCACCCCAGGUCCCGCAGUCAUCUCAACCUUCUGCUCAAUGAGCCCGACCAGCCACCGUUUGAGGCGCAGAGCUCUAACUUCACGUCAGACCACAACCACCUUUGCUCCCAUCGCCACCACCCCAGGUCCCGCAGUCAUCUCAACCUUCUGCUCAAUGAGCCCGACCAGCCACCGUUUGAGGCGCAGAGCUCUAACUUCACGAGCAAUGGCACAGUUAUCCUGGCUAAUGUUGUGUAUGUCUACCGGGAGGGAGACAUUAACACACCCAGUGGCUUCCUGGCUGAGAUACUCAAAGUUAGCGGUCUCUUAAAUACCACCACAACUACCACUGCAAAUCCCACCACUACGAAGCCCACCACUACAAAGCCUGCCACUACAGAGCCGAUCACUGUCAUGCCCACUGUCCUAAAUACUACGGUGUUUGGAAACAGCACUGACUCUGGAGGUUUCCCUGGUUGGGCCUUAGCCAUCAUCAUCCCCUGUGGUAUUGCCAUCAUCCUCGUCCCUCUGUGGAUCCUCCUUUGUGAAGUUGUGCGGAGAAUGCAUAACGCUGAAAACAACGUGCUCAGAUAUGAUCCACAGACAAAUAUACAGGAGUAUUCCAGUCUGGAUACACCUCUUCUCAUGCAGUGUAAGUACCGGCACCCACUCCCUCUGGUCCUGUCCGCUAUAGAGCAGCUUCGGGGGGCUCAAUAUUUCACCAAGUUGGACCUCCGAUGCGUCCUCAAUCUGAUCCAUAUCCGGGAAGGAAACGAGUGGAAGACAGCCUUUAGUACCACCUCCGGCCAUUAUGAAUAUCUGGUGAUGCCGUUUGGGUUGGUGAACGCACCCUCUGUCUUCCAGGCCAUGGUGAACAAUGUCCUGAGGGACAUGCUGGGGAGAUUUGUCAUUGCUUACACAGACAAUAUUCUUAUCUACUCUGCCACUCUCCCUGAGCAUGUCGCACACGUUCACCUGGUCUUGGCUUGUCUACUUAAACACCAGCUCUAUGUGAAGGCAGAGAAGUACGUGUUUCAUCAAACCACUGUCUCUUUUCUGGGACACGUGAUCAAACCGGAGGGAGCUAGAAUGGAGGAGAAAAAGAUCAAAGCGGUGGCAGAAUGGCCAGAGCCCACAUCAGUGAAAGAACUCCAACGUUUUACGGGCUUCGCCAACUUCCAAGAAACUGGGAGUCACAGUAAGCCUCACCUUCACCCAGAGUCGAAUGGCCAGGCUGAGCUGCCGAUCCAGGGCCCGGGGAGGUUUUUACACAGCUAUUGCCACCGCUGCCAGCAUGACUGGUCCCAGUUCUUGCUAUGGGGCGAAUACGCUCAGAAUUCCCUGCACCACUCAUCCACCGGUUUGACCCCUUUCCAAUGCAUGCUCGGGUAUCAGCCUCCCCUGUGUCCCUGGAACCCAAGCAAAAUCAAAGCUCCAGCGGUGGAUGCUUGGUUUCGGCGGGUGGAGAAAGAUGCACCACGUCCCGCGCUGGAUAUCAAUUGCACACCAGCUUACGCAGUGAGCACUCUAUUAGACUUCGGACGCCGCCAGGGACGCAUGCAGUAUCUAGUGGACUGGGAGGGGUUUGGCCCCAAGGAGCUAAACUGGGUCCCUUUCUCGGACAUCCUGGACUCUAAUCUCAUCAUUGAUUUCCAUCAAGCCCACCCAGAUCGCCCAGCUCCUCACCCCCAGGGAUGGGGUGAGGGGGUACUUGUUGCUCUACUGCACGACAAUGACGGCUGCACAGUCAUCAUCCACUUUGUCCUCAAACACUUCCCCAGAAGAACCCAUAACUACUGCACGAACACAAACAGUCACGACUAUUCCAACAACAACUGCAUCAACCUCUACUACACGCCAAACGAGUACCCUUCCAGAAACUACAACAGUCCAACAACAACUGCAUCAACCUCUACUACACCCCAAACGAGUACCCUUCCAGAAACUACAACAGUGCAACCUACAACAACUGCACUAACCUCAACUACAGAGCCAGCUACUACAGCUCCGACUACAACGCCCUUCCCCAGCACAACAACAACUACUUCAGCAACAACCACGGUAGCACAAACAACUACACCACUGCCUACAACAACUGCAUCUUCAACAACAACAUCCUUACCAACAACAACCAGUCCAACAACAACAUUCAACCCAACUACCACUCCAGUUCCAACAACAACUUCACCACAAACAACAACCACUUCUCCAUCCACAACUUUGAGCCCCACAACAACUCCCAUCACAACAUCUACUCCAACAACAACUGCAUCAACCUCUACUACACCCCAAACGAGUACCCUUCCAGAAACUACAACAGUGCAACCUACAACAACUGCACUAACCUCAACUACAGAAGCAGCUACUACAGCUCCGACUACAACGCCCUUCCCCAGCACAACAACAACUACUUCAGCAACAACCACGGCAGCACAAACAACUACACCACUGCCUACAACAACUGCAUCUUCAACAACAACAUCCUUACCAACAACAACUAGUCCAACAACAACAUUCAACCCAACUACCACUCCAGUUCCAACAACAACUUCACCACAAACAACAACCACUUCUCCAUCCACAACUUUGAGCCCCACAACAACUCCCAUCACAACAUCUACUCCAACAACAACUGCAUCAACCUCUACUACACCCCAAACGAGUACCCUUCCAGAAACUACAACAGUGCAACCUACAACAACUGCACUAACCUCAACUACAGAGCCAGCUACUACAGCUCCGACUACAACGCCCUUCCCCAGCACAACAACAACUACUUCAGCAACAACCACGGUAGCACAAACAACUACACCACUGCCUACAACAACUGCAUCUUCAACAACAACAUCCUUACCAACAACAACCAGUCCAACAACAACAUUCAACCCAACUACCACUCCAGUUCCAACAACAACUUCACCACAAACAACAACCACUUCUCCAUCCACAACUUUGAGCCCCACAACAACUCCCAUCACAACAUCUACUCCAACAACAACUGCAUCAACCUCUACUACACCCCAAACGAGUACCCUUCCAGAAACUACAACAGUGCAACCUACAACAACUGCACUAACCUCAACUACAGAAGCAGCUACUACAGCUCCGACUACAACGCCCUUCCCCAGCACAACAACAACUACUUCAGCAACAACCACGGCAGCACAAACAACUACACCACUGCCUACAACAACUGCAUCUUCAACAACAACAUCCUUACCAACAACAACCAGUCCAACAACAACAUUCAACCCAACUACCACUCCAGUUCCAACAACAACUUCACCACAAACAACAACCACUUCUCCAUCCACAACUUUGAGCCCCACAACAACUCCCAUCACAACAUCUACUCCAACAACAACUGCAUCAACCUCUACUACGCCCCAAACGAGUACCCUUCCAGAAACUACAACAGUGCAACCUACAACAACUGCAUUAACCUCAACUACAGAGCCAGCUACUACGGCUCCGACUACAACGCCCUUCCCCAGCACAACAACAACUACUUCAGCAACAACCACGGUAGCACAAACAACUACACCACUGCCUACAACAACUGCAUCUUCAACAACAACAUCCUUACCAACAACAACCAGUCCAACAACAACAUUCAACCCAACUACCACUCCAGUUCCAACAACAACUUCACCACAAACAACAACCACUUCUCCAUCCACAACUUUGAGCCCCACAACAACUCCCAUCACAACAUAUACUCCAACAACAACUGCAUCAACCUCUACUACACCCCAAACGAGUACCCUUCCAGAAACUACAACAGAGCAACCUACAACAACUGCACUAACCUCAACUACAGAGCCAACUACUACAGCUCCGACUACAACGCCUUUCCCCAGCACAACAACAACUACUUCAGCAACAACCACGGUAGCACAAACAACUACACCACUGCCUACAACAACUGCAUCUUCAACAACAACAUCCUUACCAACAACAACUAGUCCAACAACAACAUUCAACCCAACUACCACUCCAGUUCCAACAACAACUUCGCCACAAACAACAACCACUUCUCCAUCCACAACUUUGAGCCCCACAACAACUCCCAUCACAACAUCUACUCCAACAACAACUGCAUCAACCUCUACUACACCCCAAACGACUACAGAGCCAGCUACUACAGCUCCGACUACAACGCCCUUCCCCAGCACAACAACAACUACUUCAGCAACAACCACGGUAGCACAAACAACUACACCACUGCCUACAACAACUGCAUCUUCAACAACAACAUCCUUACCAACAACAACCAGUCCAACAACAACAUUCAACCCAACUACCACUCCAGUUCCAACAACAACUUCACCACAAACAACAACCACUUCUCCAUCCACAACUUUGAGCCCCACAACAACUCCCAUCACAACAUCUACUCCAACAACAACUGCAUCAACCUCUACUACACCCCAAACGAGUACCCUUCCAGAAACUACAACAGUGCAACCUACAACAACUGCACUAACCUCAACUACAGAGCCAGCUACUACAGCUCCGACUACAACGCCCUUCCCCAGCACAACAACAACUACUUCAGCAACAACCACGGUAGCACAAACAACUACACCACUGCCUACAACAACUGCAUCUUCAACAACAACAUCCUUACCAACAACAACCAGUCCAACAACAACAUUCAACCCAACUACCACUCCAGUUCCAACAACAACUUCACCACAAACAACAACCACUUCUCCAUCC
This is a messenger RNA of Chanos chanos (milkfish), 5154 nucleotides long. RefSeq names its product mucin-2-like. The transcript is spliced from 19 exons. The record is from RefSeq and is a predicted model, not a curated record. NCBI's taxonomy places the organism in Eukaryota, Metazoa, Chordata, Actinopteri, Gonorynchiformes, Chanidae. The annotation marks the transcript as partial.